GUUUUCUUUAGGGCUCAUGAUCGCACCUGUCGCUUGAGUUACCCCUCACGAGUGCCCCGGGCUAUGCACGGCUGGCCGGGCCACGCCGGCUGCGAGGGGCUUCGUGCGCCCCGCUGUCAUCCAGAAGGUUCCAGACCCAUCAUUUCUGUCCCUCUGAUAACUCUGCCUGCAGUGACAUUUACAGGCUGGGUGGGAGCAAGCGCCGGGAAGCUCAGCGCGGCUGAAGCGACAGCAGAAUCCUUCAGCCAAAUUAUGCUGUCCCUUGCACACAGAUAUUUACUCACUUUUUUAAAAAAUCUAAGAAACUGGAUUCUUCUCCAAAUUUUCUUCACAUGAGGUUGCAGUAAAAAACUUGAUGUCAUUUGAGUAGUUAAACAAUUGAACCCCUGAGGAAAUAUUAGACAGGCCCUAGAGAUAGGAUUACCUGCUGCAGAAAGAAGCAUCACCGCACUACAAUAUAAUGAAGCCAUUACUUGCAACCAUUUCAUGCUGUUGCAGCAAAAUGUGUAUUUCCCUUGAUUUUUAACCAUACAGAUUAAUUGCUGGACCUUCAAAAUACAAAAAGAAGUAUUUUGAAAUGCCUGGUAUUUGGCUGUGGAUUUCAGAGCAUAAUGAAAAAUGGGAAAUACGUCUGACUACUGCAGAGAGAGCUUGCAGAUGAUCCCUUGAAAGCACUAGGAUGCCUGGCUGCUUUAAAAAGACAUUAUUUGCCUUGGCUUCUCUAAUAAGUUUUGUGUCUUUUAUCUUGAUUGUUGUUGCAAUGGGGACCCCAAAGUGGAUGACUGGAAAGAUCCUUUGCAAAACAGGAGCUGAUUUGGUCAAUGCCACAGAUCCAGAGCUGGUCAAGUUCAUUGGAGAAAUUUACUACGGACUCUUUCGGGGUGGCAAAAUACGCCAGUGUGGCUUGGGUGGGCGGCGUUCCAAAUUCACAAUUUUCCCACACAUGGUGAAAAAGUUGAAUACAGGCCUGCAUGUGAUGAUCAUAAUGUUCCUCUGUGUGGCCAUUUUCUUUUCUCUGGUCAGUUUUGGAUUCUGCAUUCUUAACGCAAUAAAAGUUCCUUACCGGGCUAUUAACGGUCCAGCAGGAGCAUGUCUUUGGAACUUCCUUGCAGGUGGAUUUGUAGUACUUGCAGUCACCAGCUUCAUGGCUGCUGUGAAACUCCAUCGCCUCACAGAAAGAAUUGCCAAUUUUCGGGAAAAUGUCUUUCGGUUCGUUAUCUUAGAAGAACGCUUUGAAGACUGUUUUUGGAUUUGUGUGGCAAGUGCCACAGCACAUGCAGUGAAUUUGCUGCUAAUAGCCAUUAGUGGGAUUAAUUUCCCCAAAAUUAAAACUAAAACAGAAGAAGUGAAUGUUACAGCAGAAGAUAUCAUGUACUAACAAAUCUACACGAAACUAUCAAGUCAACUGUUGUGACAGGAACAGUUUCUUGGCUCUUCAGCCUUUGUUUUGGAUAGAUGAUUUAUUUAUAAACCUGAGUAAAUAUGUCGGUCUACAAUACCAGCAACUAACACGUCUGUGAAAAAAAAAAGCUAUAAAUAUCAUUAUUCUCAAAACAGACUGAUAUCUUCAGUGAAUAUAUGCUGUUUCUCAGUUUUUAAAACAUUUGCACUUUGGGGUAUUUUAGCAAACUAAGGUAAAAUAUUUCAUCAAACCAAAUGUCUUCUUUAUUUAGAAAGACAACAUGUUUAUCACAAAUCUUUGAAACUAUAAGGUUAUUUCAAAACAGAAAGAAUGUGUGUUUGGCAUUUACUUUCACAGAAUUAUCUAGAGCAUAUUGAAAGGGACAUAUAUGUUCGAUGAUGUUAUACAGCAUUGAAAAAGAAAACAUCAUCUGUGAGGCUAAUGUUAAGGGGCAGCAAAGGCUAAGUGUGUGUGAAAUGUUUUUAAAACAUUUUAAAACAUUUCUGUUUUUAAAACAGAAAUCCAAUACCACAAGGCAAAGAAGUAAGAAAUGUAAAGUAUAUGGGAUGCUAUUAGUCUAUGAAGAAAAAAUUAUUAGCUGCUUGAUGAAUGUUUCCCUGAAGCUUCAGGAAGUAAAUAGAUUAAGGGUAAUAGUGCUUUUAGAUAACCUGGAAAAUACUAAUCUGACAGAUUCAUUUUCUUCAUAAGUGUGUUAAUUGUUAAGUCUACCUGAGAUCAGUAAAAGUGAUAGAUGGAAAAGUUACUUUCUUAGGAAGUACCAUAAUUUUGACAUGGAUUUGACCAGUUCCUGGGUCCUGAGGAGUGAAUAUUUUUGAGAAAAUAUGGAAUAUACCAUUAAGAAUGGAUACAAUGGCCUCUACCAUCUCUAGGUUUGGCUCUACAAGGUUACUGGGAUUAUGAGUGGAGCAGAAAUUUGUGAGGGUGCCUCUGCACUCAGCCCUACUAACCUGUGUUCUUCAAGACAC
Molecule: messenger RNA, 2388 nt
Organism: Oenanthe melanoleuca
Lineage: Eukaryota; Metazoa; Chordata; Aves; Passeriformes; Muscicapidae
Gene: CLRN2
Product: clarin 2
Exons: 3
Coding region: 680-1378 (232 amino acids)
Source: RefSeq, a predicted model, not a curated record